GCCACAUCUGUCUUUCUCCUCCUCUCUUUUAUUGUCAGUUCUGGUUUGCCCAUCUUUGCGUGUACAUCAAGGUUUUCUUUCUGAUGCUUCAGGAUGAACACAACAGGCUACACAGAAGUUAUCACAACCACAUUUGACGAUGUGUCCCAGAGCAAACCUAAUCUCAGAGCAGUCAAAAACCCCUCACAUAACACAGCAUCUCGACCUGAUUGGUUACUCUACACAGUUCCUGCAUCAGCUUUUCUGAUUGGGAUUGUUCUGUUCACGUACAUCUGCAAAACACAACGCCGAAGGAACAUGCCCACAAAGCAGAGGACAAACACAAAUGGACACUUUACCACGUACACCGACUUUGGGUACAUUGAGAGCGGUACUCAGAGUUAUAUGGAGAGCGCUGAAAACAAAAAGAAAGAUGAGACUCAGUCAUAUGAGAAUGUAGAAGCAGCUAUCUACAGCAAUCAAGACAAAGUCACAUACUAUGUUUCUGCAGAUGAAGAUUAUCUUAACCCGGAUGCCAUUGGGGAAGGGGAAGUGGCGGGGCCACAGGAACAUCACAACACCCUACAACUGCCUAGCAAUUUGACAGAUACUGAUGGAGAGUCGUAUGAGAACAUGGAGGAGUGUUUAUAUGCUCAACCUCGCAAACAGACACAGAAACUCCGGCACGCCACUGAAGACGAGGACUACAUCAAUCCCGAUGAAGAUGGAAAACAAGAUCUUGCUCUGGACCACACAGACACUGAGUCGUAUGAAAUGAUGACCGGGCCAGACUGUCUAUAUAACAACAAAGACUUCACAGCACCCCAUGACACCACGGAGGAUGAUUCAUAUGAGCAGAUGAAUGGAAUCCCAGUCUCGUUCCAGACAGAGAUGGAUGGAGGAAGACAGUGUGAAUGAAGGAGAUGCAGAGAAAUGGACAACUGCAGUCAAAUUGUAAUUAAAAGAGAGAAACUGAGACAAUUUAAACCUUUGAGAGCAGCUACUGGAUAAUAGCUAUAUAAUUGUAUAGGCUACAUCAAAAACAACCUUGAACUUGAAAUCAAAAUGGAUCAUUUACUUGCUUCAUUGUCAUUUAGGGCACAAUUCAUCACUGCAAAAAACAAUGACACAACCCACGUUUCACUAUCCAAUCAAAUCCUGAAUUUCACUCGAAAUGUCGCAUGGCAGAUUUGAUUGAUUGAUUUUAAAAGGCUAAUUUCCUCUAGCACAUUUUUAAUUUUUAAUUUUUUUUUUACCUUGAAAUAUCAGAAUCAACAUCUUUCAGCCUUCUUUUUCUUUCCUUUGCCUCCCUGAAGCGUCUGUUCCGGGUGUUUGUAAGUUUGGAGAGCGGGUACGAAUUUCCGCGAAACGGGCGGACUGCUUUACGGCAGCAACAAAUGCACGUGUUCAGCCAAAGAUGGUCUGUAAUUACUACAGUGGUAUGUUUGCAACAGUUUCUGCGUCCCUAUUCGCAUACUAUCUGUCCUAAAUAGCAUUCGAAAAUAGAAGUAGUAUGUUUUAUCUGGUGCGAUCCGGGUGGAGAAAAAUCUUUAGGCUAUAUUGUAUUUAGAGACAAAUAUCACAAAAAUGUCAAGAAAUGUCCUGGUCAUAUCUUACUUGCAACAUUUAAAAUCAUUAUUUAAAAGUAUUAUUUCUCCAUAAUUAAUGCAAUUAUUUGAAUAGUAAAAUAUCAAAUUACAUCACAGUAGUAAUUUUUUUUUUAAUGCAAUUUUGCUUGUUUGAAGUCUCCAUUUUAAUAUAUGACCAUGACGUUUCUUUGUGAAAUUCACCAUCUGGGUUGCAAUUGUCAAGAACUUCCUGAAGAUUCCUGUUUAUUGCUGUAAUAAUAUUGUAAUAACAUGUAAGUAAAUGUCACAAUAAAGACCUCUUGAAUGAG
Onychostoma macrolepis is the source of this 1876-nucleotide messenger RNA. RefSeq lists its product as uncharacterized. The record is from RefSeq and is a predicted model, not a curated record. Bases 94 to 897 code for a protein of 267 amino acids. NCBI's taxonomy places the organism in Eukaryota, Metazoa, Chordata, Actinopteri, Cypriniformes, Cyprinidae. The transcript has 11 exons.